Molecule: messenger RNA, 1454 nt
Organism: Solanum tuberosum (potato)
Lineage: Eukaryota; Viridiplantae; Streptophyta; Magnoliopsida; Solanales; Solanaceae
Gene: LDH-2
Product: lactate dehydrogenase-2
Biological process (GO): lactate metabolic process; pyruvate metabolic process
Cellular component (GO): cytoplasm
Molecular function (GO): L-lactate dehydrogenase (NAD+) activity
Source: RefSeq, marked provisional
CAACAACACAUUUUUUGAUCAACUAUGUCAUCAUCAUCUCCAUUAAGCCUUGAUGGUCUAGACCUAAACCAAGUUUUCUUCAAAUCAAUCUCCAACGCUGAUCCGCCAUCACAGACGAACCACCACACGAAGAUCUCCGUGAUCGGCGUCGGCAAUGUCGGGAUGGCCAUCGCCCAAACAAUCCUUACUCAGGAUCUUGUCGACGAGCUAGCACUCGUCGACGUAAAUUCUGAUAAAUUACGCGGCGAGAUGUUGGAUCUCCAACAUGCCGCCGCGUUCCUUCCGAGAACUAAAAUCGUUGCUUCGGUUGACUAUACAGUUACGGCCGGGUCGGAUCUGUGUAUUGUCACGGCGGGUGCUAGGCAGAACCCGGGGGAGAGCAGGUUGAAUUUGUUGCAGAGGAAUUUGGCGAUGUAUAAAAGUAUUGUGCCGGAGCUGGUGAAGUAUUCGCCGGAGUGUAUAUUGUUGAUUGUGUCGAAUCCGGUGGAUGUUUUGACCUAUGUUGCUUGGAAGUUGUCUGGGUUCCCAGUGAAUCGGGUUAUCGGGUCGGGUACGAACUUGGAUUCGUCCAGGUUUCGGUUUUUGAUUGCCGAUCACCUUGAUGUUAAUGCCCAGGAUGUGCAGGCAUACAUUGUAGGUGAGCAUGGUGACAGCUCUGUGGCACUGUGGUCUAGUAUUAGCGUUGGAGGGAUUCCGGUUCUUAGCUUUCUGGAGAGGCAACAAAUUGCGUUUGAGAAGGAUACAUUGGAAAAAAUCCACAAACAAGUUGUGCAGAGUGCAUAUGAAGUGAUCAAUCUCAAAGGCUACACAUCGUGGGCAAUCGGAUACUCUGUGGCUAACUUGGCUUUUUCAAUUAUUCGAGAUCAGAGAAGGAUUCACCCCGUCUCAAUCCUUGUGAAGGGGUUCUAUGGUAUUGAUGGCGGCGAUGUUUUCUUGAGCUUGCCUGCACAGCUUGGUAGAAGUGGAGUUUUAGGUGUGACUAAUGUGCAUCUUACUGAUGAGGAAAUUCAGCAACUUAGGAACUCUGCUGAGACUAUCUUAGAAGUGCAAAACCAGUUGGGAAUUUAACUUGGUUAAAGUUAAUAACUUCCCCUUCUAUGUUGCUCGAAUCCUUCAAAAAUGUCAUUGGAAGCGUGUUGGAUCUUUCAAAAGUAAUGCAGUUUUGGAGAAUUCGACAUUGGUGCAACAUCAAUUUUUGGAGAAUCCCAGCGACAUAGCUUCCCUUUGUUACCACUACCUAGUAGUAUUGUUGUUUUACCAUCUAUGUAUUUGAAUUUUCUUUUUUUUGCAAGAUGUUAUAUCUUAGGAGGAAAAAAAAUGAGAUGACUUGUGUUGCAUCAGUUGGUCCUUGGCAUGAUGGCUGCUUACUUGUGCUGUGUUGUACUAAUUUUGGAACAUACAGUAAAUGUAAAAUUUGAUGCCAGCUCUUGUAAAAAUGGAAUUUCAUGUGUAAA